AUGGCGCAAGUUGCUGAAGCCACGGUUGACGUUUCCGACGAUGCCAACGGUGAUAGUCACCAGCAUACUCACGAAAUCGAGCACGAGGGUCACUCUCAUGACCAUACUCAGGAUCAUUUUCAUGACCACUCUCAUGACCACUCUCUCGACCACUCUCUCGACCACUCUCACGACCACUCUCACGAUCAUUCUCACGAACACUCUCACGGCAAACUCACAGGUCAAACCGAGAGAGUGAAAAGGUCUAUUGACUACGAUUUGCUCGAGGAACGAGGCACCAUAAAAAAAACUACCGACCCAGGAGUUGAAAGGUACUUUCGAGCAAAAUCACUCUUUAAGCAAGGUUACGAGCUUGCCAAUGAGAUUCCUGAUAGUGACGAUGUUAAAGUAUUGAUGCAAUAUCACCAACAAAUAUUCGAUGCAACCAAGAAUCUCGUCGAAGCGUUCAUACUUGAUGAAAAAGCCACGGACAUGCCGCCACGCGUCAUGACGCUUGCUCAACAGUACGAGAAGCUACUCAAAUCGCGAUACAGUAAGAAUUCGAAGAAGGAUGAGGUUGGAGACCGAGAAGAGGAGACGGCGAAUAAAGAGGAUGAGGAUUCAAAGAAGGAUGAGAGUGAUAAGGGUGAUGAAGAAAAGACAAAAGAAACAGAGACUGCUGAAGAGAAGAAAAAUGUGGUGACGGCGGAGGCUAAAGAAGAGAAAGGUGAUGGCGUGGAAGAAGCAGAGGAUGAAGCUUCCAAAUUGACCAAGGCUGAAAAUGUUGAAGACUUUGAUGAACCAGAGUUCACAAAAGAAUCUCUCGUACUAGUCAUCUGGCUUUUAUUUAAUGGCAAACAAUACGAGUACUGUAUCCAAACUCUUAAUCUAGCCUACAAACUCGAACCUGAACUCCGGCCUCGCUUUGUCUACUUGCGUGCAUCAUGCUAUUUGGCGUUGCGUGAUUAUAAAUCUUGUAUUAAAGAUCUCGAACGUCUUAUUGGACUAGACCCCACUUUCGUCGACGCAUAUAGUCUGCUCGGAUCCCUCUAUAUGCAACGGGAUGAUCGAUUGGAAGCAAUACGUUAUUUUAGAAUGUGCGUCGACAAAGCCCAUAAAGAUUCUGCUUCGUAUUCGCAGGCAUUAUAUGCAUUGUCUGUUCUCAACUCUCAGAAUGCUUCUGCUACCGGGGGCUCUAAUAACCGAAACCAGGUUUUGCAGAAUCUGCGUAACCAGCAGGCGACUUCUUAUUAUAGUAAAGCGAAAGAGGCUGAAAUACGGUUCGAAGAAUUGUAUGGACGCGUGCCCGAGAUGAGCGAAACCAAAAGGAUGGCCGUUACCCACUUUGAAGCAAAGACGAAUAAACGUCAAUCCGAACCAGAACCGGCUGCUGCGUCACAACGUCGUCUUGCUCAUGAUUCGAGUGGUGAAAGUGUCAAGAAAUGCAAUAAUUGCCAGAGCACUGAACGUAAAGAGGAGAAUGGAGCGUUGGAUGACGACAAGAAAUCAAAAUUACUACUAUGUGCGGGAUGCUCAAAAGUUUACUAUUGUUCUAAAGAAUGUCAGAAGAAGAACUGGAAGGGGCAUAAGCAACAGUGUCUUGCCGAUAAAAGUAGAAAAUAG
Paraglomus brasilianum is the source of this 1602-nucleotide messenger RNA. The record is from the annotation of a GenBank genome assembly. NCBI's taxonomy places the organism in Eukaryota, Fungi, Glomeromycota, Glomeromycetes, Paraglomerales, Paraglomeraceae.